Pseudoliparis swirei is the source of this 6469-nucleotide messenger RNA. RefSeq names its product low density lipoprotein receptor-related protein 6 (gene lrp6). NCBI's taxonomy places the organism in Eukaryota, Metazoa, Chordata, Actinopteri, Perciformes, Liparidae. The record is from RefSeq and is a predicted model, not a curated record. Gene Ontology annotation, molecular function: protein binding.
AUUCAUAUUUUAUCUUCGCUUUAGUUUCUGGAUGCUGAUUUAUUAUCAUUUAUUUAUUUUCCAUAAACAGAUUCGUCACGUUUCACACUUUUUGCUCCAAAAUUCCACUUCCGGUCCAGAGCUCUGCGGUUUGAGUUUAACUGACCCGGUUUAAACUGAACCAGGCUCGUUCCUCUGGACCGAAACGGGACCACCCGGUUCAUCUCGGACCGGAGCUUCAUUCGGCUCUCCUUCGGGAUCGGGACGUGGAGCUGGACUCCGGUAGACUGGGACUCCGACAGAAACUAGUCCCGCAGGAAUGCGCGCGUGAGCCGAACCGCGGCUCGUGCUCCUCUGCGGCGGGAACGAGCGCUCUGCGGCGGGGAGAGGCGUCUUCUGCCCGGCGCAACACUAUCCUUACGGCUCGGAGCAACAAUAGAGAGGAGGAGGAGGGGCAGCUUCCUCACAGCGGAAGGAGACGACGGAUCUCCUGCAGGACAAUGUGAGGCUCGACCGGAUCAUGGACGCGGGGGCCGUUUGACGCCGUGUUUGAGGCUCGAUCUCUGCACACAGACGACCGAUCGGGAGAUCCGCGAGUUCGAUUCCCGGAGGAAGGAGCGGCGGAGCGGCCGAUGGGAGCAGCCCGCUGAGGGGCCGCGGCUCUGGGCCGAGAGGCGGAGGAAGAUGGGUGUCGCGCUGCGGAGCCUGUUGUUGUGCUCGCUGUGGCUCCUCGUUCGAGGCGUGCCCCUGCUGCUCUACGCUAACCGGCGUGACCUCCGCCUCGUGGACGCGGCGGCGGCGGCGGCCAACGCCACGGUGGUGGUGGGCGGGCUGGAGGACGCGGCGGCCGUGGACUACGUGUAGUACGCCCAGGGCCUCAUCUACUGGAGCGACGUGAGCGAGGAGGCCAUCAAGCGCACCGUGUUCAACCAAUCGGGGGCCGGCGCCGUGCAGACCGUGGUGCCCGGCCUGGCCUCCCCCGACGGGCUGGCCUGCGACUGGCUGGGCAGCAAACUGUACUGGACCGACUCGGAGACCAACCGCAUCGAGGUGGCCGAGCUGGACGGGUCCCUGAGGAAGGUUCUGUUCUGGCAGGAGCUGGACCAGCCGAGGGCCAUCGCCCUGGACCCGGAACGAGGGUUCUGGAUAGUUAUUACAGUGGUGCCGUGUCCCUGCUCCCAUGACAACGGUGGCUGCUCCCACCUGUGCCUGCUGGCCCCCGUGGAGCCGUCCUAUCGGUGCGCCUGUCCCACCGGAGUCCAGCUGCUGGGGGACGGCAAGACCUGCAGAGACGGUGCGACUCAGAUGCUGCUGCUGGCCCGGCGCACCGACCUGCGCCGCAUCUCUCUGGACACGCCGGACUUCACGGACGCCGUGCUGCCGCUGGACGACGUGCGGCACGCCAUCGCCAUCGACUACGACCCGGUGGACGGGCUGGUGUACUGGACGGACGACGACGUGAAGGCCGUGCGGCGCUCGCGGCUCGACGGCAGCGAGUCGCAGUUCGUGGUCACGUCGCAGGUCAACCACCCCGACGGCAUCGCCGUGGACUGGAUCGCCCGGAACCUGUACUGGACCGACACCGGCACGGACCGCAUCGAGGUGACCCGGCUCAACGGGACCAUGAGGAAGAUCCUGAUCUCAGAGGACCUGGACGAGCCCAGAGCCAUCGUGCUGGACCCCGUGGCCGGCUACAUGUACUGGACGGAUUGGGGCGAGGUCCCUAAGAUCGAGCGGGCCGAGCUGGACGGGCUGCAGCGCGUGGUUCUGGUCAACACGUCUCUGGGCUGGCCCAACGGCCUGGCCCUGGACUACGAGGACCGCCGGCUGUACUGGGGGGACGCCAAGACGGACCGGAUCGAGGUGAUGGCCCUGGACGGGUCUGGCCGCCGUGUCCUGCUGGAGGACAAGCUGCCGCACAUCUUCGGCUUCACGCUGCUGGGCGACUUCAUCUACUGGACGGACUGGCAGCGGCGCAGCAUCGAGCGCGUGCACAAGGCCACGGCUGCGAGGGAGGUCCUCGUGGACCAGCUGCCCGACCUCAUGGGCCUGAAGGCCGCCUACGUGCACCAGACCUUCGGUACCAACCCGUGUGCCGAGAGCAACGGCGGCUGCAGCCACCUGUGCCUGUACCGGCCUCAGGGGGUCCAGUGCGGCUGCCCCGUGGGCCUGGAGCUGGUGGCCGACAUGCGGACCUGCAUCGUGCCCGAGGCCUUCCUGCUGUUCUCGCGCCACACCGACAUCCGCCGCAUCUCCCUGGAGACCAACAACAACAACGUGGCCAUCCCGCUCACCGGCGUCAAGGAGGCCUCGGCGCUCGACUUCGACGUCACCGACAACCGGAUCUACUGGACCGACAUCACGCUGAAGACCAUCAGCCGCGCCUUCAUGAACGGCAGCGCCCUGGAGCACGUGGUGGAGUUCGGUCUGGACUACCCGGAGGGGAUGGCGGUGGACUGGCUGGGGAAGAACCUGUACUGGGCCGACACCGGCACCAACCGCAUCGAGGUGGCCAAGCUGGACGGACAGCACCGGCAGGUCCUGGUCUGGAAGGACCUGGACAGCCCUCGAGCGCUGGCCCUGGACCCGGCUGAAGGGUACAUGUACUGGACCGAGUGGGGCGGGAAGCCCAAGAUCGACCGCGCGGCGAUGGACGGGACGGGCCGCCUCACGCUGGUGGCCGACGUGGGCCGAGCCAACGGGCUCACCAUCGACUACGCGGAGCGGCGCCUCUACUGGACGGACCUGGACACGACGCUCAUCGAGUCCGCCAACAUGCUGGGUCAGGACCGCGAGGUGAUAGCAGACGACCUGCCCCACCCCUUCGGCCUGACCCAGUACCAGGACUACAUCUACUGGACCGACUGGAGCCAGCGCAGCAUCGAGCGGGCCAACAAGACCAGCGGCCAGAACCGGACCGUGAUUCAGGGACACCUGGACUACGUGAUGGACAUCCUGGUGUUCCACUCGUCCCGCCAGGGUGGCUGGAACGCCUGCGCCGCCACCAACGGCCACUGCUCACACCUCUGCCUGGCUGUGCCAAUCACAGGCUUCGUCUGCGGAUGCCCCGCCCACUUCUCCCUCAACCCCGACAACAAGACCUGCAGCGCCCCCACCUCCUUCCUGCUGUUCAGCCAGAAGACGGCCAUCAACCGCAUGGUGAUGGACGAGCAGCAGAGCCCCGACAUCAUCCUGCCCAUCCACAGCCUGAGGAGCGUCCGGGCGCUGGACUACGACCCGCUGGACCGCCAGCUGUACUGGAUCGACUCCAAGCAGAACCUGAUCCGCCGUGCCCAGGAGGACGGGAACCAGAGUACCACGGUGGUCUCCAGCUCCCUGGGGGGGCCCAGCCAGGGCCUGCAGCUGUACGACCUGAGCAUCGACAUCUACAGCCGCUUCAUCUACUGGACCAGCGAGGUCACCAACGUCAUCAACGUCACGCGCACCGACGGCAGCCGGGUGGGGGUGGUGCUGAGGGGGGAGCACGACAAGCCCCGCGCCAUCGUGGUCAACCCGGAGAGAGGGUACAUGUACUUCACCAACCUGCUGGAGCGCUCCCCAAAGAUCGAGCGCGCGGCGCUGGACGGGACGGAGCGCGAGGUUCUGUUCUUCAGCGGCCUGGGGAAGCCCGUGGCGCUGGCCAUCGACAACCAGCUGGGGAAGCUGUUCUGGGCGGACUCGGACCUGCGGCGCAUCGAGAGCAGCGACCUGUCGGGAGCCAAUCGCAUCGUGAUGGCCGACUCCAACAUCCUGCAGCCGGUGGGCCUGACGGUGUUCGGGGACCACCUGUACUGGAUCGACAAGCAGCAGCAGAUGAUCGAGAGGAUCCACAAGACCAGCAGGGAGGGAGCACAGGAUCAGGGCCGCAUGAGCAUAGAGCUGGGGGGCAUCCACGCGGUGCACGAGCUGGACAUGAGGGAGUACAGUAAACACCCGUGUACCUGGGAUAACGGCGGCUGCUCCCACAUCUGCCUCGUGAAGGGCGACGGGACGACCCGCUGCUCGUGUCCCGUCCACCUGGUGCUGCUGCAGGACGAGCUCUCCUGUGGAGAGCCCCCCACCUGCUCCCCGGAGCAGUUCUCGUGCUCCUCCGGCGAGGUGGACUGCAUCCCCGAGGCGUGGCGCUGCGACGGCUACGCCGAGUGCGACGACGGCAGCGACGAGGCGGCCUGCCCGCUGUGCUCGGGGGCGGAGUUUCAAUGUGACAGCCGGCAGUGUGUGAGCGCCGCGCUGCGCUGCGACGGGGCGGCGGACUGCCAGGACCGGUCCGACGAGGGCCGCUGUGAGGUCCGCUGCCCUCCAGACCAGUUCUCCUGCUCUAGCGGUCAGUGCAUCGGGAAGCACAAGAAGUGUGACCACAACACGGACUGCACAGACAACUCUGACGAGAUCGGCUGCUACCCGACGGAGGAGCCCCCGCCCCCCUCCUCCCACGCCGUGGGCUCAGUUGUGGGCGUGGUUCUGGCGCUGCUGCUGGUGGGCGCCGUGUACUUCGUGUGCCGGCGCGUCCUCUGCCCUCGGCUGAAGGACGACGGCGAGACGGCGGCCACCGACUUCGCGGCCCACGGGCCGGCGCCGCUGCCGCUGGGCUACGUGCCGCAGCCCGGCUCGCUGCCGGGCAUGUCCAGGGGGAAGUCCGUGAUUGGCUCCCUCAGCAUCGUGGGCGGGAGCGGCGGGCCGCCGUACGACCGCGCCCACGUCACGGGGGCGUCGUCCAGCAGCUCGUCCAGCACCAAGGGGACGUACUUCCCCCCGGUGCUGAACCCUCCUCCCUCUCCAGCGACGGUUCGCUCUCAGUACACGAUGGAGUUCGGUUACUCCUCCAACAGCCCCUCAACACAGAGGUCCUACAGCUACCGUCCCUACACUUACCGACACUUUGCCCCGCCCACCACGCCCUGCAGCACCGACGUGUGCGACAGCGACUACACGCCGGGCCUCCGGGCUCCGCCCACAUCCGGCGCCGCCCGAGGAUACGGCAGCGACCCGCAGUACGACUCGGAGCCGUUCCCGCCGCCGCCCACGCCGCGCAGCCAGUACCUGUCGGCGGAGGAGAACUGUGAGAGCUGCCCGCCGUCGCCCUUCACGGAGCGCAGCUACGCCCACCACCUGUACCCGCCGCCGCCAUCGCCCUGCACCGACUCCUCCUGAGCCCCGCCCCCUGGACCGGAGGAGCGCCAUCGCCCUCCUGAGCCCCGCCCCCUGGACCGGAGGAGCGCCAUCGCCCUCCUGAGCCCCGCCCCCUGUACAUAAGGAGCCGAGGAGGAGGAGGACAUUGUACAUUGACAAAGAGCAUAUUUAUAUAUUUUCUAUACAGCGUUUAAUGAUGAUGUCAUAGAGGUUUGUAUUCAGACAUUUGUACAUUUUUUUAAGAAAAGGUUUUAUUAAAAUCAUCAUGAAUAUAAGUUGCCUUGGAGGAGGAGGAGGAGGAGGCUGUAGUUACAUGUAAAAUGGAAAAAAGGCUGCGUGACAACAUGGUACUUUACAUGUGACCCUGUCAUGUGACCCCGUCAUGUGACCCUGACACUUCUCAAUGUUUUGGAUGUUUUUUCCUCUCGUUUUUCUUCUGAAGACAAUACUCCUCUUGUUGUUGUUGUUGUUGUUUGUCCUUCAGGGCCUCCGUACGCUCCACUGAAGGAGACGCAUCGAGCGUCAUGUGACCGGGGUCCUCCGGUGUUGCGUUUCUUUAGUUCCCCCUGAACACGACCGCGUGCCUUCAGUUCCACGUCACGUUGUCUAAUAGAUGUUCUCUAAGGAACCCUCAACAGAACCCUCAACAGAACCAGAACCCACUCGAUGAUCCAGAGUAUUUUUGUACCACAUGUUGUGUAGAUAUCGUAUUUAUAACUCAGAAGUUGUUCUUCAUCGCUUCAUUCCCUCGUCUUCAGAUUCACUCUUUAUACUUCAAACGUUCAGCGACAAUCAGAACCAUGUAGACGACGGAACCGUGCAGACGACGGAACCGUGCAGACAGAACCGUGCAGACAACAACCGUGCAGACAACAGAACCGUGCAGACAACGGAACCGUGUAGACAACAGAACCGUGCAGACAACGGAACCGUGUAGACAACAGAACCGUGUUUUAAUCUGUGCCUAACGAUCUGUUGGCUCGGAGGUCAAAGGUCAACGAUCCAUUUCUUUUUUUUGCUUCUCGUGAGUCGACGCUUUCUAACUUCCUGUUGUCUCCGUUUAACGUCCUGUUUGGAUGUUUUUUAGCUUCCUGUUUGGAUGGUUUUAACUUCCUGUUGGAUGUUUUUUAACUUCCUGUUGGAACGUUUUCACGUUUGUUGUUACCAGCAUGAAUCUGACAAUCUUAAUGUUUACACGUUAAUUUCUUUAAUGACAUAAAAACGUCGUCGGUCUUCAUGAGAUGUUUUAAUUUAAAGAAACCGGUGAAAUAAUCUGAGAAGGUAAUUAUGAAUAAAAAUCAGUCAAAGUAUCAGUGAGCUGGUUAUUGUUCUAUAUUUAAAUAAAACUGUAUUAACAAAG